Molecule: messenger RNA, 3072 nt
Organism: Dalotia coriaria
Lineage: Eukaryota; Metazoa; Arthropoda; Insecta; Coleoptera; Staphylinidae
Gene: Hsc70Cb
Product: heat shock protein 70Cb
Exons: 5
Coding region: 196-2652 (818 amino acids)
Biological process (GO): protein folding
Cellular component (GO): nucleus; cytosol
Molecular function (GO): ATP-dependent protein folding chaperone; ATP binding
Source: RefSeq, a predicted model, not a curated record
AAAAUUCCCUAUUGGUUGGUGUCUCAGUUUCCACUAGCAUUGCCGGCAGUUCGAGCGAACAACUGCGUUCAUUUGUGUCUGCACGCUGUACUUGCUGGCGAAACACGUGAAUCCAAUUCGCCGCUUUAAAACGUGGUGAUUUCAUUCUACGCUAACAUAGAACGUUGUUUAUUUCGAACGUAAUAUCGACGAAUAAUGGCUGCAAUGUCCGUCAUCGGUAUCGACUUCGGCAACGAAUCGUGUUAUGUGGCGGUGGCGAAGGCGGGCGGCAUCGAGACAAUCGCCAAUGACUACAGUUUGCGGGCAACGCCAUCAUGCAUUGCAUUUUCGGGCAAAAAUCGCAUUUUGGGGGUGGCCGCCAAAAACCAGCAGGUCACCAACAUGAAAAACACCAUCUUCAAUAUCAAAAGAUUACUGGGUAGGAAAUUUAAGGAUCCGUUAGUCCAAAAGGAAAUCGCUUCUUUGCCUUAUAACAUUUUGGAAACAAAAAAUGGGAAUAUAGGCAUAAAGGUCCAGUAUUUAGAUGAGGAACACAUUUUCUCUCCAGAACAAUGUUUUGCUAUGUUACUUACCAAACUGAAGGACGAUUCUGCCACCGCUUUACAAACACCGAUCAAUGAUUGUGUCAUUUCUGUUCCUUCUUACUUCACCAAUAAUGAGCGCAAGGCUCUGCUAGAUUCAGCGGCGAUUGCGGGACUUAAUGUUCUGAGACUGUUCAAUGAAACCACGGCUACGGCAUUAUCAUACGGCAUUUAUAAGCAGGACUUACCGCCGCCCGAAGAAAAACCGCGGAAUGUUGUGUUCGUAGACUGCGGGCAAUCUUCGCUGCAAGUAUCCGCGGUGGCAUUCCACAAGGGUAAACUAAAGAUGCUAGCCACAGCGUCAGAUCAUGCAUUAGGCGGGCGCAACAUUGAUACGAUACUCGCCGAGCAUUUCGCUAAAGAAUUUCUUGCGAAAUAUCAUAUUGACGCGAGAACUAACGCCAGGGCUUAUGUACGUUUACUCGCUGAGGUAGAAAAGAUUAAGAAGCAGAUGUCUGCUAAUUCAACCCCACUACCAUUGAACAUCGAAUGCUUAAUGAAUGAUAAAGAUGUGCAUAGCGAAAUGAAACGCGCAGAUAUGGAGGAACUAUGCGCGCCAUUAUUCCAGAGAGUAGAGGUGACUUUGAGCACUUUGUUGACUCGCUGCGGUUUGGACGUGGCUGAUAUUCAUUCUGUAGAAGUUGUUGGCGGUUCUACUAGGAUUCCUGCGAUUAAACAGUUGAUUGAGAAAGUUUUCCACCGGCCGGCUAGUACUACACUCAACCAGGAUGAGUCGGUGUCGCGUGGUUGCGCAUUGCAAUGCGCUAUUUUGUCGCCGGCAGUGCGUGUGCGUGAUUUCAGCGUCACCGAUGUCCAAGAAUAUCCCAUUUAUGUUUCCUGGGACGGCAGUGCACAUGAUGAACCUGGUGAGGUUGAAGUGUUUCCGGCUAAUCACGCCGCGCCCUUCUCGAAAAUGCUCAGUUUCUACAGGCAGGAACCCUUCAGCGUUCGGGCAGCGUACAACUGCGAUGUUCCAUACCCCGAUAAACAUAUUGGUGUUUGGACUAUCAAGGACGUGAAGCCUAGUCCGGAUGGUAAAGAGCAGAAGGUGAAGGUCAAGGCUCGAAUUAACUUGCACGGUAUUAUGGCCAUCAGCUCCGCUCAGAUGUACGAGAGCAAGGAAGAACCGAUGGAAGCUGAUGCAGAUGCGCCCAAAGCAGGCGAGGAUGAGGCUAAUGACAAGGAAGCCCAGCCGCCAGCGGAGGCCAAUGGCGCACCUGAGGUAGGCCCCAGCUGGACGAAGAAAAUAUCAGCCUUGUUCGGCCGGGAGAGUGCUGAUGACAAAAAAGAGAAAAAGAAGAAAUCUGUUAAGAGUAUUGAACUCAACAUUGAACCAUCAGUGUAUGGUUUCUCACAGGUUGAACUUAAUCAAUAUACUGAGCAAGAAUUGAAGAUGAUUGCUGCGGAUAGGCAGGAAAAGGAACGUGCGGAUGCGCGAAAUGCUCUUGAAGAAUACGUGUACGAGUUGCGUGGUAAGCUCGGAGCAGAUUGUGAACUAGCUCCGUACGUUUUGGAAUCCGAUGGUUCUGGUCUCCUCUCCCAAUUGGACGAUAUGGAAAAUUGGCUGUACGAAGAUGGCGAAAAUUGCAACCGCCAGGUAUAUGUUGAUAAACUCGCCGAGUUGAAGAGCAAGGGUGAACCCAUUCAAAUGCGUCGCGUUGAGAGUGAGUUGCGACCUAUGAUUCUUGAGAGCUUUUCGCGUAGCCUGCAACUAUCUCACAAGGUAUUGGAGGCGAUGAGAUCUGGUGAUCCGAAGUACGCACACGUUACCGAUGAGGAAAGGAAGAAAGCCGCCGAAGCGUUGGAACAUUCGUUCAAAUGGUUGGAAAAAACUCAUAAUAAAUUAGCUGCUGCAAAGAAGCACGAGAAUCCACCCGUUACCGUAGCGCAAAUCCGCCAGGAAGCGGCGUCGUUUGAAAGCAUCGUCAAUCCUAUCUUCAACAAACCACAACCGAAGGCGCCUUCACCACCUAAAGAUGAGAAACCAGCGAAGGAGAACAACGCGGACGCGAAACAGGAUAAGCAGAAGACGACUGAAAGCAAUUCGGAAGAGAAGAUGGAUUGUUCAUAGAAAUUGCACGUUGUUUAGAUAGAAAACUUAUAUAUAAAAAACUAAAAACGAUAUCAACGUUCGAUAUGAUGUUCAGUUCAUUUACACUUUCCAAAUCAAGUAGCGACAUGGAAUCUGGCGUUCAAUUCACUAAUGCUUUCGGCCGUGGAAUUGUUCAUUUUGUAAACAACUCGACAGAUUUUUCCUAGCAUUUCCUAAAUUUGGUUAGCGACAUUUCCAGAGUUGCGUUUAUUUUGCUGGUGAUAAUAUGAUAAUUCUAGCUACAAAUUGGCACCGUAGGACCACUUUGAGGGUGACAGGGAGGACUAGUGUAAUUAUUUUCUACUUGUAGCCAUUUUUGAACCGCAACCGUAAUUUAUCCGGAUGAUUUUUGUAACUCAGUUUGUUUAUUGGUAUUAAAAUUUGCUAAUACACUCGAAA